Messenger RNA from Etheostoma spectabile (orangethroat darter), 3827 nucleotides. Its product is annotated as E3 ubiquitin-protein ligase RNF182. Bases 181 to 990 code for a protein of 269 amino acids. The record is from RefSeq and is a predicted model, not a curated record. Gene Ontology annotation, molecular function: metal ion binding. Lineage: Eukaryota; Metazoa; Chordata; Actinopteri; Perciformes; Percidae. The transcript is spliced from 2 exons.
GUCUUUCUCGUAGCAGCCUCUGCAGGUGAAGAAUCUCCCUCUGGUAAGAAGCUGUCCUCCCCUCCGCUGCCUCCUCCAACACUGCCAGUCUGGUUGACGCCUGCUUUCGGUACACCUGCACAGACAAAUACACACAGAGGAAUGAUAUGUGGAGUGUUGCUAUGAAGGAGGCAGAUUUACAUGAAGGACAGCGCAGCAGAGACAACUGGAAUGGAGGAGGGGGAGUCACACACAUUGGGACAAGACCAUGACUUGAAGAUGAGUGGUUCUCAGGCUGAGUUAGAGGAGAAGGACUGUCCUCCACCAGAAGAAUUAGAGUGUAAAAUCUGUUACCAACGGUACAAUGCCCACAACCGCAAGCCUAAGAUCUUGGACUGCCUGCACCGGGUCUGUGCCCGCUGCCUCAUUAAGAUCCUGGACAUCGCUGACGGGGCAGGCUUCAUCUCCUGCCCCUUUUGCCGACACCAAACUGAGAUCACAGAGUACGAGGUGUCAGCCCUCCCUGAUGAUGCUAUCAUCAUGUCCCACUUGGCAAUGCGGGACAAAUCCUGGAGCUCAGACCACAACAGGGAGGUGGUUUUGACUCCAACGGGUUUCUGCUCCUCAAGCCCAUCUCACAAUUCCUCCAACUGCCUGGUCAUCACUAUAAUGGAAGUGCAGAGGGACUCACAGCACUCCCCAAGCCGAAACGGCAGCUCUGACAUCUAUGCUGAGCAGAGCCUGGACUCAGUAUCGAUGGACUCCAAUGGACAGGCUGAUCAGGACGCUCUUUCCAAGUUCUGUAAUCACGUCCCACGCAUCCUGGUCUGGCUGCUGGGAUUCUUGUACUUUGGCUCACUGCCUCUAGGAAUCUACUUGUUGGUGAUCCAGAGAGUGACACUGGGUAUUGUAUGUGUUAGCUUGGUGCCAUCAAGCCUGACAGUUUGCCUGGUCUAUGGGUUCUGCCAGUGUCUGUGCCAGGGCAUGUGUGACUGCUACUCCAGGGGCUGAUAGGAUGUUGCGUCAAAACUGGUCGUCCUAGGAUGGGAUAAAGUCAGCGGCAGUAAACAGGUAUUUGAUGUGUUUUGUGAAUAGAUAGGGGGCCAAAAGGUAAAGAUGAUGCCGCCUCCUAAACGGUCUUUAAAAGCCUACCAAUCAAUUAUCUUCAUGCAAUAUAAUAGGCCAGUACGGAGACCUAAGACUGCCUUUAGUAUUUGUCCGUGCUUUUGUUAGGCUGAACGCUGCAACUCAGAACCAGUUUGGCAAACAGGAACAGAGCCCUUGACAAGAUGUGUUUGUUGGAGCAGCGCCUAUACAUUUCUAUAAUGUAUGUAUGUAACCUCUCUUUGUUCUGUGCUGUGUGUGUGACCUAGUCUAACAUAACAUUUGAAAGCAGACCUUUAACGUUUGACUUAAAUAAUGACAGCAGUGAUGUGAGUCCUGGACCCUCAUUUAUCAACACUGUCUACCGACAUUCAAUCUUUUUAAAGUGAAAUGUGGGAUUUACAUUAACAGUAGGAGUACUUACUUUGAUUUUCUUAGGCUUUUCUUAAGUUAGUUAACAAUUACAUAUAAGCAUAACUGAAUGAUUCUGAGUUCCCAGUAACAGAAAGGGAGGAAAAUCAAUGUUGUAAGCGAUUUUGGUCACCUCUUAAUUUAUAAAGAGUUACAAAUACUGUAAAUGUUUAUUUUUUGUUUACUUUUAUUUUAGUGAGUGUUCUUCACAUUUAUAAGCCAGCAUUUAUGGUAGAACUACAUGCUGGCAAACAUUUCCUCCCUCUGUUAAAGCUACAGGUGAAUCAAAAUGUAAUAUAUGUUAAUUGAUCAUUUUUUAUUUUAUUUUUUUAUUAAGUCUUUUGCAAUGCUGAAAUCAGUUGGAAGCCGUUGGAAGCUAGUGGUGGGGACGUUGUCGUGGACCCGUAAUGGAGUUUGCUUUAAAACCUAAUGUUAGCUUUACACUUCUGGAUUGCAUUUACGCCACUAAAAUCAUGAAAGUAGUGUCCAUUUGUGAAGAUUAUCUUGCUGAACAAAACGUGUUAACAUCAUAAACUUUUGUUUGCCAUAGCGCUUAUUUUCUGCAAUAACCCCAAAUCCAGUUAAAAAACCCUUUUGUUUUUUGUUGAGGGAAUCAGGGCGAUGCUAACUUUCGGUUUGGCCUCCAAAAAUACUUAUUUCCUCCAUCCCUCUAUGACUACCAACAAACAAAGAAAACAUACAGGCUACACCCUGAUUAGACAAGUGCUUUCACUUGCUUACUGCUCCUUGAUUUCAAACAGAGCAACAGCUAAUUUGGAAACUUUCUCUUAUAUUAAAAAAAAAAAUUCACCUUAAUGCAAAAAGCAGCCCGAUCAGACUACAAGAUGACAUUAUCUUCUGCCUCCUGCUUAGAAGUGGUGUAUUUACAGCUCACAGCAACUUAAUAUGAUAUAGUCUCUUGCGUUUGAUAUUGAGUGUCUGCAAAAAAUGUUGGUGCACAUUUCUGAUACGUUGUUAGCAUGUAUUAGCUCGGAGGACUAAUUUGGCUUGUUUACUAUAGAACGUGAACGUUUGAGCCCUGAUCGCUUACUGCAUGUGCUGCACUCAGUCACUCUCUCCAUCUCUCUGUCUUUCUCUCUCAAUGCCUCAAAUACAGACACACACCAUACAGAGUUGUGUGAAAUGGAUUUGGUGCAUCGGAGGUAUAAACCAGACUCAUAUCUCAGGUUUUUUGAUACUCUAUUAAUGUUAAGCAACACACUCUCCAUUCAGCUUCUUGUUGAGUUGAACAUAGCAAGGCUGCUCUGUUGUUGUUUUGUGGUACUGGUUGUGAAAAGCUCAAAGAACUCAAAAGCACGAUUUGUGGCUAUGGGAGUCCUCAGUCCGUCUUUCAUUCUGUAAGUCACAUGCACAUUCUGCUAUACUAAGCCAUGCAGAUUUGGCGGUUGUGAGCGUUAUUUAUGUGGCAUUUUGAUUUUCAUUUACAUGUAAGACAAACACUCCCCUACAUGUACCAUCCUGGCAUAUCAACUCUUGAAAGAAAGGUCACAAUGAACUGUGUGUAUUUAUAUGCAUAUGUGUUGUUUUAACAAUUUUAAUUGUUUUUAUGUGACAAAUGCUUUGCUGAGUACAGCACAUGUAUGUAGAGAAAAAAGUUAUUUUUGAUCAAGUCUGCUGAAGAUUUAGGCUUCUUCUAUGGGUUCCAAAAAGUAUGUGACCAAAACACACAUUUAGUGGGUCAAAAGAUUGUCUUUUAAAACAUGUGAACUGCAGUCUUACCCAGCAAUGAGUGACAUUCCCAGCACUACUUAAAGGAAAGCUUUAGACCAUAAAUUGAGGGCUUCAUUACGUAAGUGGAACUUUCUGUUCAUAAACAUGGUGGUUAAGAAUUUUUGUUUUUUUAACAAUUCACAACACUUUUGGGAGAGGUUGAAACUAUUACGUCCAUUUAGCAAGUACCAACUUUCUUUUACUCACAAGCAUUUCAUCAUCUUCUAGAAGUCAAUUUAGAAUCUUUUCUGUACAGUGUUGACAACCAAGAGCCCUGGACUGAUAACUUUUAAAGUAUUUAAUGAUAAACAGGUAAUGAUAUUUCUCAUCAAAAUGGAUACUGUAUGUAGUAUUUUGAAAAGAAUAUUUGAUGCUUAACCCUUCCUCUACAAUGUAAGUCCUGUUCAUUCUCUGAUGUUGGGGUUCUGUAUAUUCUUUUCUUACCUUUCCAUUGUCAGCUUCUUUCUACUGCGGUUUCUGUACCCACACCCUCUGUUUUCUGUGUUUGUAUCUAUGAUUAACUGACUGCAGCUCUCAGUCUAGUGCCACCCACAGAUUACAGAAGCUACUAGACAAUGAAAUAAAUGGAGAAUUAUUUUCUA